GACUCAAUGUGUUUUGAUAAUUCAUAAGUACCUUAUUUCUCAGUUUGUAGUGAUUUUUGAGUGAUGUGUGAUAACAAUGUGAUUAUUGAAAGUAAAACUAUUAGUUAAUGCUAACAUUUGUGUAGUCGUGUUGUGUAUUUGUCUAAACAGUCAAAUCAGUUCAUUUUCAAAAAGAAAGUUGGUGAUGAACCUUGUGUAGUGAAUAACAAGAACAGAGUGACAUCAAGCAUGGAAGGUGAUUGCUCCAAUGAACACAUGAGUGAAAAUAUGUCAGGAAGCCUGCAACCUGAGGUAAAUAAGACUGGCCCAAUGUUUGGGUGGUGUUGGAAGUUGAAAAAGCGGAGACUGGAGCCGGGACAUAAACUGUUUCAGGAUGGAGACCUUUAUUGCCACCUCAAUUCAAAAUAUGUGCCGCUUGACAUGAAGACAGAUCUGCCUAUGAAUAGUACCACUGAAUUCCCUUGUGGGAUUGCCAAAUGUUCCCAGCUGUUUUCAAACCUGGCAAAGUAUGAAAGCCAUUACAACAGUUGUCACCGACACGUGUGCAGCACAUGUUCUCGUGCGUUCCCGAUUGACCAUCUUCUAUCCAUGCACAUGCUGGAGAACCAUGAUGCCAUGUUUGCUGUCCUCGCAGAGAAACAACCUAUGUUUCAGUGCCUGUUGGCAGACUGUGGGUCAAAGUUCAAGGACGGGAAAUCUCGGAGAAACCACAUGGUUAAAGUCCACCAUUAUCCGGCUAACUUCAGGUUUGAUCGACCAUCAAAGAAAACCAAAGAAAAACAUCCAAAGAACGGCGAGAAAAAUGGACAAUCAGUUGAUUCUAAAGGUGAAGGUCAGUCUGUUGCCAUGGAAACUCAGUCUACCCCUGACGACAGUCACAAGGAGUCACCUGCCAGGGUCUUCUCUUACAAAGUGCCUAACAACAUCAGCUUUGGUCACGGCGCUUCUCGAGGUUUCAUGGGCCGAAGGUCCCGUGGUCAAAGAUCAGCUAGGGGUCAGAGAGGUCACUGGCAUAACAAGGGUCAGUGUGAGAUGGACACAACAGUGGACAUUGAGCAAGUGGACAUGGCAGAAUUGGGGGAGGCAUUGAGUUGAUGUUUAGAGAGUGACAUUGAAAUGUGUGCUCAUUGUAUUGCUACAUAGUAACAGAAUUGUGUGUUGAAAAAGAUCCAAAAUAUUGUACAAUUGUAUGUGACAGUAUUUGUAAAGUGUUGAGUUGACAUAAGGACAUUAGCACCUUGGUGCUGAUAAGUAGGGUGUUACCUUUGUCUGACUUGUGGUACCAAUGCUCAAAUAACAAUUAAUGAUUCAAAUGUAUUUUACUGUGCUUCGUAAAAUACAGUUUUCCCCUGUAGUAUUUUGUGUUGACGGUUACAUAUUUUGAGAAUUGAAAUAUAGAAUUACCAGGUAUGUGAAUGAUCAGACAGUUCCUGAACAAGUAUUUUGCUCAUGUUAAGAUCGAAGAAAAACAAGAUGUAUUCAUGUAUGGCAAGCAAAUAAAAUCUGCAUUUUGUAUUAUGCUUUUUCAUUGAUUAAUCAUGUUAUUUCACUGCUGUUAUUUUCACUGUAGUGAACAUAUUAACUUUCAAAGAUUUGGGUUUCCAUCUUUUUAACAAGAGUAAUGUAAAAUUCAUUGUUCUGGAUUGAAAAUGUUUGGAAUGAUGCACCAAGAUGACCUCACAACAUUAUGACUUUCAUGCGAGUUUCCAAUUUAUGCUGAUUCAAUUGACAUUUUUCAUUAUUUUGAGCAUAAAAGAAACAGAAAAAGUGCAAAAUCAAAAAUUAUUUCACUUCCAAUUACAGAAAAAGAUAUUUACACUGUUGGCUGCCCAAUCAGUAGAGUAUUGCUUUCUUUUAUCACUGAGAAAUAAAGUAAUUUAUUGCGAUUUUAACGCCAAAUUCAACAAAUAUUUUUUAUGUUGAUUUUGUGAAACGGGUUUCUUUGGUGUCCAAAAAGUUGAAUAUUUUUUAAUGGCUGGGUUUAAAUAGAAAGACAAACAGUAUAAGGGGCUGGUGUUGUGUAAGUGUGCUACUGACAUUCAGAGACUAACAAAACUGCUGUUGAAAUCAAAUACAAACUUGUAUCAAACAGUGCUUUCUUGUGAAAUAAAGAUACAAUGUUGA
This is a messenger RNA of Mya arenaria, 2124 nucleotides long. RefSeq names its product zinc finger protein 511-like. Lineage: Eukaryota; Metazoa; Mollusca; Bivalvia; Myida; Myidae. The transcript is spliced from 6 exons. Bases 229 to 1095 code for a protein of 288 amino acids. The record is from RefSeq and is a predicted model, not a curated record.